Messenger RNA from Aspergillus tubingensis, 1863 nucleotides. Its product is annotated as putative MFS multidrug transporter. NCBI's taxonomy places the organism in Eukaryota, Fungi, Ascomycota, Eurotiomycetes, Eurotiales, Aspergillaceae. The transcript is spliced from 2 exons. Gene Ontology annotation, molecular function: basic amino acid transmembrane transporter activity. The record is from RefSeq and is a predicted model, not a curated record. Gene Ontology annotation, biological process: transmembrane transport; basic amino acid transport. The coding region runs from base 1 to 1863 and encodes 620 amino acids. Gene Ontology annotation, cellular component: fungal-type vacuole membrane.
AUGACUUCUCCCCAUGCAACAGAUGGAAAGCCACCAUCUUCACUCCAAGCUACUGAGUCUACGCCACUAUUGCAUCAAUCUUCCCGUCAAUCAUUAUACACCAGUCAAGAGGAUACGACUGUAGAUAAGGAUGUUGAUCCAAGCCUGUCCUCAACCCUCUUCGCCCCCGAGGAAGACCCGGCGUUGCUUAGUCUCUCCAGAGUCACCUCAAUCCCGCAAGGGCUCGAUAUUGAACCCAAUCUCGAGCGACUCCCUUCUGCUCCAGUGAGCCAGAAACAAGUGCCCGGAGAGGCUGAAGAUGGAGUUGCCGGUGAGCCUACUGGCUAUGCUUCACGGUUCAUCAAUGUCUCACCCAUGAGAUUCUGGCUCAUCUUCUCUGGUAUCAUGAUGGGAUACGUGAUCGGAUUUUUUGACUCCACCUUGAUGGCUUCGAGUCACCCGGUCAUUACCUCCUACUUCCACGCUUCGAACUCCGCAUCUUGGCUAUCGACCGCAUUCCUAUUGACAUCUACCGCUUUCCUCCCGCUUUUUGGGCGCAUUUCUGACACAUUUGGAAGGAAGCCAGUCUACCUUUUCGCCAUUGCCAUCUUUUUCGUCACAACGGCAUGGUGCGCAGCCGCCCAAAGCAUGUUCAGCUUCAUCGCUGCUCGAGCGUUUUGCGGACUCGGAGCUGGUGGUGUGUUCUCCAUGGGCAUGAUUCUCUCCAGUGAUCUAGUGCGCCUUGAAUACCGAGGCGUCUAUCAGUCCUACAUCAACCUCUGUCUGGGCAUUGGUGGUUGCCUUGGUUUGGCAUUCGGCGGGUUCCUGUGCGACCAAGUGGGGUGGAGAGGUGCGUUCCUCGUGCAAUUGCCCUUCAUCUUUGUUUACUUCAUCGUGGCAGCUUGGACAACCCCUGCCGACCUGGGCUUGAAGAGGGCCAAAACAGAGAGGAAGAGUCUGAUGCAGCUCCUCAAGAGCAUUGACCUUGUCGGCUCGUUCAUACUUGUCGUCGGUGUGACUUCAUUGAUUAUGGGACUGAAUCUGGGUGGUAAUGUGUUGAGCUGGACUCACCCCAUUGUUAUCACGUCCUUGAUCUCAUCCUUCAUCUUAGCUAUUGUUUUUGUUCGCUAUGAGCGGACCGUGGAGCGGGGAGUUAUGCCAAUUUCGCUAUUGGUACAGGAGCCUCGUGCCAGCCUUAUCUUUGGAAACUUCUUCGGCGCCAUCUCCGUUAACACUAUGGUCUUCAAUGCGCCCCUGUAUUUUCAGGCAGUCAAGCUAGCUACUCCGACUGACUCGGGUCUCAGGCUAAUUGGCUCAACUCUUGCGGUGACGAUCUCCAGUGUGUCGACAGGCUUCAUUAUCACUUGGACUAAACGGCUUAAGCCAACCAUCAUCUUUGGCGACAUCUUUCUACUGCUCGGUGGUUGCGCUGCCGCUUCCAUGGGCGUUGGUACGCCUGAUUGGCUUGCGAUGGUUUGCGUUUCGCUCUCCAGUCUCGGACAAGGAUGCUCUUUCCCCUCGCUAAUGGUAUCGGUUCUUGCCACUACUGAUCAAGAGGACCAGGCCGUGGCCACGACGACCUUGGGUUUGUGGAGAAAUCUCGGAUCGGUGAUGGGUGUCGCAACCAGCAGCUGGAUCUUCCAGAACACCCUCGUGUAUCAACUCGAAGAGAUGGUCACCGGACCAAACAAGGAGGAUGUCAUCCUCCUUGUUCGCAAAUCCGUCCAAGCAAUCGCGAAACUCGAUUCAAUGCAUCAGCAACAAGUGAUCGGAGCGUAUGCUGCUGCCCUUCGCGCUACUUUCUUCUCUGCUGCCAUCUGGGGUGCUCUUAUGCUCAUUCUGCACCUUCGAGUCCGAGUCCCCAGACUGGGAACUAAAGCAUAA